AUGCCGUCGUGGACGACGUCGAGCGCGAGGGCGCGGGAGGUGAUGUCGCGCGACCGGGGCGGCGGCGUCGUCGCGCGAGCGUCGCGCGCGCGGGGCGCCCGGCGCGGACGCGCGCGCGGGGGGGGGGUACAUCUCUCCGACGACGUCGUCGUGACGCUGAUCGUGCGACGACGGUUACGGGAGGGAGAGGCGGAGGUGCGGGCGAGCGGGUCGAGCGACGCGCUGGGCGCGUGGGACGGCGCGCGCGGGACGGCGAUGAAACAGCGCGGUGACGUCCACGCGUGCGCGGUGCGAUUGCGCGUGGGGGAGACGCAUUCGUUUAAAUUCGUCACCGUGGACGCGCGUGGGGAGAUCGUGAUGUGGACGCCGGGAGAGGCGAUGACGCUGGAGACGCCGAGGCGGUGCGCGAGCGCGGAGGUGUGGUGCGAAUGGCCGAGCGAUGACGCGCGGAUGACGAUCAAGGCGUCGAUCACGUUGGAGAUGAGCGCGAGUGAUAAUAGGGUGGAGACCGGAGGGGCGUGGUUGGCGUACGGGAGCGGGGAUGUUGAGCACGCGAACGUCGGCGAGGACGACGCCGACGGCGAGGACGGAGGGCAAACGUCCGUCGCGGUGUCGUCUGAUGAGGAUGAGGACGAGGAGGAUGACGAUGACGGCGUCGCCGCGAUGGGUACCGUGACGAUUGACGAGGACGAGAUCAACGUGGACGAUUUCGACGACGUUGGGAUGACCAUCGAGAAGCGCGCGAAUUUCUCGAGCGACGAGUCCAUGGACGAGGGCGAGUACGCGUACAGGCCGCAAGAUCACGUGGACGAGAUGCUGGAGGCGUCAAAUGGAUUACACACCGAGCUCGUAUUCAAUGCCGCGAACGAGGAGGAUUUCGGCGUGCGAAUCGCGAUAUUGGAGGAGGGCGAGCUCGUCGAGCUCUGGCACGAGCACGGCACCGAACCGGGGAAGGGCAUGCGCGUGGGCGAUAUUUAUCUCGGCACGGUGAGCAAGGUGAUCAGCGGGAUGCAAGGGGUGCUCGUGGACCUCACGGGUAAGGGGCCGCCGUACGCACUCAUGCAAAAGGGGAUUGAGAAGCCUGCCCUGGCUUGGCGUCUCAAGGGGAGCGCGUCCGCGGCGUCUGACGAGACCUCGCGACAGGCAGACAACAGGAACGAAGCGCGGAACGGCGGGUGGUGGGAAGGAAACAAGUGGAAGUCCGACGAGGACGCGACACAAACUGAGGUCGCACCGGGGUCAGCGAACGAGCCGCUUCGAAGUUACACGCGUCGACUGGCCGCGAAGGGCGCGGCGGGCGGAUCCGCGUGGCGCGGCGCUGGAGGUCGCUCGAUUCGAUCAUCCACGCCGAAAUCACCAGGAGAGAGUUCACGAUGGGUGAGAUGGACGCCAGAUUUGACCCCAGACGAGUGCACGGUGGAUGUAAACGGCAACAACGAGAGCGACGUCCAGGACGAGGGUGACGACGACUCAGAUGGAUCGGGAGGCGACGUCGUCACGGAGAAGAUGACGCGACGACGGCUUCGCGAGGAGUGUUACUCCAUGUGGCAGCCCGGGCAACCCGUUGUGGUGCAAGUCACGCGACUCGGUAGUGGAUACAAGGGUCCUCGGGUGACAGCGCGACCGACGCUCCCGGGAAGAAACGUUGUCCUUUGCCCUGACGGGGAGGGCGUGUACGUGUCCAGGAAACUCAUGGGACACGCGCGUAAGUAUGUCAAGGAUGUGGGACUCACAGUGUGUCCGGAAGGCAGCGCACUCAUCAUGCGGACUGAGGCCGCGGGCGUGAACAAAGACACGUUGAGGCUCGACAUCGGGUGCUUGGCGGACGACUGGUCGAAAAUCGUCACUGAGUCGGAGGGCGUCGUGUACGCGGCCAACGAGUCAUUUACGACUCCGCAUCCGCGGCGUCUGCUUCAGGCUGCCUCCCGAGAGCAGGUACUCGUACGUGAUUUAUUUGGCGAGCGCGUGUCGAAGCUCACUGUCGAUACCCCGGAAUCGUAUAAAAUCAUUGUUGACGACUUGAUGCGCUCGGGCGCGUCGCAAGCCAUCAUAGACCGCGUCGUUCUGCACGAAGCUCCGGAGUCGGUGUUUGAAUCUCUCGGAGUUGACGCGGACAUCGAAUCCAUGGUCGGAACGGAACGCGUUUUCCUCGGUCCUGAGCUUUCUGGCGCGCACAUAGUGAUCCAGCACACCGAAGCUCUCACGGCAAUCGACGUGAACGCCGGGCGCACGGCGAUGGAAGCCGGCGAAGAUGGCGAGGCGAUCGCUUUGCGCGUUAACAUGGCCGCCGCAGCGCUCGUUGCGAGAGUACUUCGCUUGAGAGACAUCGGCGGACUCGUCAUGGUCGACCUGAUCGACAUGCACGCCGAUGAUGCUCGCAGAGAGGUCGAGAAAGCGUUCCAAGCCGCUGCGGCGCGCGACAGAGCGCAAGUGGUUUUCGUGCCUAUUUCAGCUCUCGGCGUGAUGGAAAUCGCUCGCGAACGGUUGCAGACGCACGCUCUAGGCGCGGCUGCUGUCAUCGCGAACGAGAAGGGCAUGCCCAUCGCCUCACUGGCUGACAGUAAAUUUAUGGGGGACAAAUCGCAUCAGAAGAAGGUUCGGAGUGUCAGGGGACCGCGUCCGCCACCCUGGGCCGCCGGACGCGGAAGAGGCGGUCGUGGUCGUGGAGGUCGCACGGAAAGGAAGCCGUUCAGAGACUAG
Molecule: messenger RNA, 2700 nt
Organism: Ostreococcus tauri
Lineage: Eukaryota; Viridiplantae; Chlorophyta; Mamiellophyceae; Mamiellales; Bathycoccaceae
Product: Carbohydrate binding module family 20
Exons: 1
Coding region: 1-2700 (899 amino acids)
Biological process (GO): rRNA processing
Cellular component (GO): cytoplasm
Molecular function (GO): RNA nuclease activity; RNA binding; starch binding
Source: RefSeq, a predicted model, not a curated record